UGUCGUAAAAAAGACCCUGUCGUGAAAUCAUCAGUUAAUUUACGAUUGCUUUUUCUCUUUUAGUCAACAAUAACAACUCAACAAGACGAAGAAGACGGAUAGGAUAUUUGCGGCUUUAUUGAGAGAAACCAUCAGCAGGUAAACUGGACUUUACAGAUACCCACUCAGACAUGUCUUAUGUCUUUGUCAAUGAUUCGUGCCAGACAAAUGUUCCGCUGCUGCAAGCCUGUAUCGACGGGGACCUGAACUACUCGAAGCGCCUCCUCGAAAGCGGCUUUGAUCCUAACAUCCGGGAUAACCGCGGCCGUACAGGGCUGCACCUGGCCGCCGCCAGGGGCAAUGUGGAGAUCUGCAGGCUUCUGCACAAGUUUGGCGCUGAUCUGCUUGCCACCGACUACCAGGGCAACACAGCUCUCCACCUCUGUGGCCAUGUGGAUACCAUCCAGUUUCUGGUUACCAAUGGACUCAAAAUUGACAUCUGCAAUCACAAUGGUGCCACCCCCCUGGUGCUGGCGAAGCGCAGGGGAGUGAAUAAGGAUGCAAUCCGCUUACUGGAGGGCCUGGAAGAGCAGGAGGUGAAGGGGUUUAACAGAGGAACCCACUCCAAACUGGAGACCAUGCAGACUGCAGAGAACGAAAGAUACCUAGAGACCCUCAUAUCCAAUUCUGAUGAAACUUGUGCUAUGGAGAGCCACUCCCUGCUCAACCCCAACCUGCAGCACAGCGAAGGUGUUCUCUCCAGCUUCCGCACCACCUGGCAGGAGUUUGUGGAAGACCUGGGCUUCUGGAGAGUGCUGCUGCUCAUCGUGGUCAUCGCUCUCCUGUCCCUUGGCAUCGCCUACUACGUCAGCGGAGUGCUUCCCUUCGUGGAGAACCAGCCCGAAUUAGUGCAUUAGGGGGUGCUUGAAAGGAUCAGCUUCUCACUAUUAGAACAGCAUUCUUCCAUGUACUUUCUUUGCAGCAGGUAUUAGGAGCCAAUGUGUUGAGCUCACAUUGAGUCUAGCACUCUGACAUGAUGUAUAACAAUGGUUAAAAACAAAUGAUCACCUUUUCUAUAAACCACAUCUCUUAUAAUUUGCGCUACACCACUGUGUACUAUGUAGAAUGUUAUAACCAGCGCACAUGUGAAAAACAUGCAGCAAAUUCUCCUAAAAUGUGUAAGUGUGUGUAAAACUUUGAGAAAUACGGUAUGUGGGGUCCUAAUAUCUGCUUCACAGAAGGUUAAUGUAUAGUGAGUGUGGUGGCAUUUUACUGCACACAGUGAACAAAUCCCUAAUAAUAUGCAACUUCUUGUGAGACUGUUGAUCAAAUAAGGUUAGAACAUUAUUUAAAAGGCUUGGUUAUUAACUCUCAAAAGCAAUUAAGUAAUCAAGGUGUAUAAAAACAUCCUAUCUGUCAUGAGCAUAACUUUCUCACAUGUCCUUUGCUGCUUUACUGUUGAGCUUUAAUUAUCCAGACUAGCUUUGAGUCAGGGGAAGCCCAUUUAUCCUCUCCCCAUUAACAACCCACUUUUUGACACCCACAUAUUGUCUUGAAGCCAGUAUAGGACUGCUGUAAGGCUCGGGUAGGACCCUGUUACCUGUAACACAGGAGGGAAGUGUUGUGGUUGGAAGAAUGAGCUACACGUUAGAAAAAGAGAAGAGAGUAGAAGAGCCUUGGUUCUCUGCCGUGUCACAAGUGCGAGUCUGACGAUGACCAGGGAUCAGUUCACUGGCCAGAAGCCAAGGUUUUUUUUAUUUAGGUUUUAGAACCACAAAACAAAAAAAAAAACUUUUCCAUUGCAGUGAUGGCUGGCAGGCUUGUUAAAGAAGGUGCUGUAAUGUUUGUUCAGCAUUGUUAUAGUUUGUGCACGGUUCAAGUAGGCAGUAUGGUAGAUCAUGCAAGCCAAAUGAAGCCUGUCAUUUAUUAGGUAGAGUCUAUAAUCACAAAUUUCAGAUAAGUACCUCUUAAUCCAAUCAGUCCUGAAAUAGGGAUUGGUGUAAUUGGAAAUCACAUUGAUUGCUACUGUUCCAACCAUUCAAGGGUCCUGGUAAAAAACCUGGAAUGGCUCAAAUUGCUACAGGUGUCUAAAGACUAGUAUACACAAUACUUUGUCUUUGUAGCUUACUGCAGUGUAAGGUAGUGUUCUACACUUGUACAUAGACAGUACUACACUACCGUACUGUACAUUUGUGUACAUUCCCCUCUGUAGCAGUUGUUAUAGAACUGAGCACUUUAGGUAGUGCUGUGAAACUAGUAAUAUCAACAGUGUCUAGUCGGAUUGUUUCAUGCAUGCUGCAUGCAGUAUUAAAAUGGGUUAUAUGGGUUUAACCAAGGGUUUAAAACACAAUAAUAUAACAACAUUCUCAUAAGCUCCUUAUUGUUUUGCUAUGAAUAUCUUUGUUUCCUAUACUUUAUUUUUUAAGCACAUUUUUCUUGUCAUAGCUGAUUUUUUAGUUUUCAUUUCCUGGGUUACAUGUAAUAAGACCCCAUGUGAGCUUUACAGCUGCGUACUAUAGGACACAUAGGAAACUGUACGGCCUGGUGGAGUCAUAUUACAUGUAACACAGGAAGUGAAUGGGGAGUGGAAACACAGUACAUCUACCAACAGUAUUGUGUUAUGGGAAGAUAAAUUGGCUUCACCUGGAAAAUAAAGUUGUGAAAACAAUCAAAUCAACAGUAAACCCAUACUCUUGACUCUUGUGAAUGUUGUUUAAUACGAUUGAGUUGUGUUUCAAAGCUAUGGUUAACCCAAAUGGUAAUAUAGAGUAGAAACAGUGUUUAAUUAUCUUUGCAUUUUUGUAAAUAAUCCAAAUCACACUGAUUGUUUCAAAUGUAAUUUUGAUUUAGUGUUUUUAGAUUGAUUUUAUUUCAAAUUGUUUUAGAAAUCUUUUAAUUCCCCAAAGUAAAAAAAAAAAAAAGAAAUUCAAUGCUGUCUACUUAACUUGAUAUAGUUGUUGGUGAACCAUUUUCACUAUGUAUAUGUUUUCAUUAAGUUAAGCACUUUUACUUUUUUUUGUAUUAUAAAAGAAAAGCAUGCGUAAGCUCA
Polyodon spathula (Mississippi paddlefish) is the source of this 3028-nucleotide messenger RNA. Its product is annotated as ankyrin repeat domain-containing protein 46. Gene Ontology annotation, molecular function: protein binding. Bases 171 to 896 code for a protein of 241 amino acids. The record is from RefSeq and is a predicted model, not a curated record. The transcript has 5 exons. NCBI's taxonomy places the organism in Eukaryota, Metazoa, Chordata, Actinopteri, Acipenseriformes, Polyodontidae.